AAUAAUUAUCUGUGAGUAUUUUACAACGUUAGGUUGUUAUAUCUGUAACUGGUUCUUGGAAUGGUGUGGAGCACCAUCUGUCGCUGGUUUGUGGAAUGCGUCACCGAAACCGGAAAAUUGAAGAAUAUCGAUCAAAACAACAAACCCAAAUACGCGCGUCAUAUGGACUUGAAAGAAUGAAGCAGUAUGAAGGUUAAGGUGCUUUUGACGAAGAACUAACAGCCUUAUUUGCUCCCUAAAUUUGAUUAUUUGUGCAGAAAACAAGUUUCCAACAGAAUCUUACCAUGGAAAGAAGUUACAAAUUUUCGGAAAAUCAUUUCAUUAAUGUGUUUUUCAUAACGUAAUUGAUGUGCAAAAUUGCAGUUUUCUGGACCAUCAUUUACAAUUAAUUUUCUAAACCCUUAAAAGUUAAAGGAAAAUGGAGGCUGUGCAAAAAGGAGUCAUUAAAGAUUCGUAAGAGUGUUUAUCUUUGCCAUUCCCAUGUUAAUUAAUCACUCUAUACGGAGAGGAGAAAUUGGGAUUUUGUUUCAGAAUGCUCCCUACUGUAGUGAAGGAAUAUGAUAACUUAACAGCUUCAUUAAAAGAACAAGUGGAAUUUUAUAAGCAUGAACACACUGCUUUGCGAGCAGAUGUGGCAGCUCUACUUGAAGAAAAUCAGCAAUUGUCUGGGCAAUUGAAGUCUGCUCUUAGUUCCAAUUUAGCUCAUGAAUCUUCAGGAGAAAAUCGUCAUCGUGCUGCUGACAUGGUUGCAAAUCUUCAAAGGCAACUUUUACUUACCUCACAGGAAAAAGCUGCUGCAAUGGAACUAUAUCAAACUACAGUCAGAGAACUGGAGACUUUGGAGCUUGAGUUAGAAGCUUAUCGCAAUAAUAGACAAUUAGAUGCAGCUUCACGAAAUUUGGAUGAGGUAAAGCAGGAGUAUUCCACAGCCAUCACGCUUCUGGAGGAGAAAGUUGCUGGUCUGCAGGCUGAAUUGAGCAGAGAGCGUGCAAGAAGAGAAGCGAUAGAGAAAGAAUUGGAGCGUAUGCAAGCAGAACAAGAUAGACUCAACUCCACAUUGCGGGAUCGUGAAACUCAACUAGAAAAUGUUAUAGAGGGUCAAUCUGCAGUAGUAGUUCGUCUUGAAGCAGCAGGCAGUCGUAUCAAAGAGUUGUCUGAUGAAUCAGAUAGAUUGAGAACUCAACGUGAUGAACUAGAAACUGCUUUGACAGAAUCCACGCGAAAAGGGGAAGAACUUGUUAAACGUGAAUGGGCUGCUCUUUCUCGAGUUGAAGAAGCUUUGACCCUUGUGGAUGCAGCUGUUCUGGAGAAAGAUGCUGCCCUUGUGGCAGAGGCACAUGCUAAAGAAGAAACUUCAAAACUUCAGAAGAGUGUGGAACAGUUGUUGGAUGAGGCAGGGAAACGUGUUGCUGAAGAAAGUUCUAGACUAAAACAGCAGUUUAAUGAGCAAAUGGAAGUAGUUUUACGAGACAUGCGCAAUUUGCAAGAGGAGUUGGGCCGAAAGCGUGCUCAAUUAGACAAAGUGAGCGUAGAUUUGCAAAGAGUUGAAGAUGAAUUAGACAGGGAAAGAAAGGAACGCCUGUCUUUUCCUGAUCCUGUUCAGAUGCAGCGUAAUGUGGAUAAUGCUUAUCGUGAAUUGCGGCGUGUUGAACAAGAAGUAACUGAAGUUACCCGUGAUCGUGAUCGCCUUUUGGUUCACCUCCAAAACACUGAUGAGAGCCACCGGGCAGAAAUGGCAAGCACAUUAGAUGAGCUGCGAAAGUUGCGACAGGAACUCCAAGCUGCACACGCACAGUCACAACAGAUGGAGGCAGCAGCACAAGCUCGCACCUUGAUAAUGGAGGACCAGGUGACAAAACUGGAGCAGCAGUUGGCAACUAUACAAGCUGCUGGAUUCAUCACAAUUCCUAAUGAACAAAUACAUGCUCAGUGUGAAUUACAGUUCGAAGAAUACAGGCGAGUAAUAAAUCAAUUAAGUGAUAUGCAAAAGCAAGGGAUCCAAGUUACUCAGGAGCUACAGGCACAUCUUGAUGCACAAGUAGCUGCAAAGAAAAGGUGGCAACAGGAAGUGAAAAGAUUGAAUUCACGAUUUGAACAACGCAUCAGUACUUUGCGUGAACAGUUGGGUGCACUAAAGAAAGCAAAUCGCAGCUUGGAAAGGGAUUUGGCUGCAAGUCUUCUAGAUAGGGAGGUGACUGGUGGAGGAAAUGCCUCUUACACAUUUGCUGUGGAUGGUCCAGGUCCACCUUGACAUGUGUGCUGAUUGUUUCCAGAACAUACAUCAAGAUGUAUGUAAAUAUAAUUGUGCUAAUAUCUCAAGUGCAAGUAUUUUAUGUUGUGGAUGUUAUGAUUCAGCCAUUUUAGUUAUUUAAAUGAACAUAAUUUAAAUAAUUUGAAUGGUUUAUUAAAAUGACUUAUAAAUAGAAAAAUCCAUCCUAUAAAUAAUAAAUGUAUAAUGUAACAAAACUAUGAAAUUUUACGGUGUUCUCUUUUUAUACAUGGUAUAUUGUAAAAUUGAGGAAAGUUUUGUAUUUGUAUUUUUUUGUAUUAGAGUACCUUUACUGUGGUGAUCUUAUUGUUUGCUAUUAUUUGUAGAACUAUUAGUUCAUAAUAGUACUAUUUUUAUUGCCAAUUUCUGAAGAAAGAGUAUAAUUGUGAGAAUGUUGGUAUUCAUUCAGGUUGUUUAGUUCAAUAGGUUUAUUAAUGUUGGAUACCCAUACUUUUUUCUGUUUGUGGUAUAUCAUUUCAUAUUUUUGAAUACUAAUGUGGGCAUUUUCUCAUUUGCUGUCGUGCCUUUGUUUUACAAAGUAAUGAUUAAGGAAAGAAAUUAUUUCCAAAAAAUAUUUCCUUGCACUAACUUGUGCUAUUAGUCAUCUAGGUGAGAUUUAAGGACAAAGCUGGAAGAUUAGCAAUGAGACUAAGAAGUAGAGAAGUUGAGUAGUUAAUUAUCCAAGUCUUUAGAGAAUCCGUAAUGAUGUGUGUUUUCAAACAAAUUUUUGGAAUUUUAAAAUAACAAAAUUUGAAAAUAAACUUUGCAAUUAUCACUUUGUAACAUUUACUCUUUGUAUCCUGUGACAAAGCCAGGCAUCCUAAAUUCUUAAACCCAAAAGUCUGCUCUAUUUUUGUGGCUGUGAACUUAUUGCUAUGACAUUGUGUAGAUGGUUCAUUGCAAUUUAAUUUCCAAAAAUAAAUUGUGCGCCUUGGUACAAGAAGGCCCAAUGUCAGUUUUAGUGAUUUUCAGUUUUGUAUAGCCAAUGUGCUUUUAAUUCCCCUUCUUUCAGUGCAAGAAUUGCCAAAGUCAAAAUCAAUCCUAUCUCCUACAUUUCACAUUGAUUUAUAUUGUUCUAUGAUGUGUUUUUGAUUUCAAUGCGUGUAGAUAACCACCUUUUCUGUAAAACAUUGAAUAAUUGACAUUGGGCCUUCUUGCACCAAGCCACAUAUAUUGUUUUAAGGAUAUGCCCUUGC
Molecule: messenger RNA, 3465 nt
Organism: Gryllus bimaculatus (two-spotted cricket)
Lineage: Eukaryota; Metazoa; Arthropoda; Insecta; Orthoptera; Gryllidae
Source: the annotation of a GenBank genome assembly